UAUGUAGUGUUAGUUCCAUCCUCUGUCUGUUUCAGAGUUUUCAUUUAAGGAAACUUGAAAGACUUGAAUCUAUUUUUUGUUAUUACGCAUCCUGUUUAUUUAGCUUUACUUGAGUGGGGUCAAAAUCUUUGACGUAGGAUCUCCGGAGUACAGCACCAUGUAUGGUAGUCACCACAGCUGCUUCUGUAAAAACAGGAACUUUAUGGUGCAUUAAGUUAACCUCGUAAACUCAUGGGAAUGGCUAGGAGGUUUGUUUAAUAGAGAAAGGUCUUGUCUUUUCUUUUUUUUAGAUAUUUACUUUAAAUGUUCUUUUUCUGCAGUUUUUUUCAAUGUAUAGAUGUAAUAACAAAUUCUAACCAGUCUCAGUCUUUAACAUACCAAGCAACUUUGGCAUAAUCUUAUAUAAGUAAGGAGAAAACAGUGAUAAAUAGCUAUAACCCAUUUAAAAUGUAGGCAAACAACUUAAAAUAUAAAGAUAUUAUUAUUUGCAGUACCUUACAAAUUAUUAAGUAACUCAGGCAGGAAAGAAACACGUUUAUUUAACUCUGAUAUGUUUAAUUAUUUGGGGCUUUUUUCGCCAGGGUUUGAGCUUUAUUAACAGGGCCCGAGUUUAUGGGUGUAUGCUGUCCAGAACGGCCAGCCCCUUUCCUAGCAGUGGUGGGUGUGUCUAUCUCUAUGUCAGGAGAACCAAGUGAGCAGAGUGUAGCUCAUUGCUGUUAGAGCCUGAGGAUACACAAGCUGGCAGUUAGAAAAUAAUUACGUACUGCUUCAAACAAAUCAUCACCUGUGCAAAAAGCAAACUGAAACAGGCCGCAGGUUGCUUGUAUUUGCACAGGCAUAUUAAGACGCGAUGUCAGACUCUCCUAAUUGCUGCAUCUGUCUGGAUGAGUUCGCAAGCCCCGUGUCCAUCCCCUGUGGACACGUCUUCUGCUUGGGAUGCAUUGGAGAAUACUGGAAAAUCAACGAGGCCUGCCAGUGCCCCCUUUGCAAGACUUUGUUUCCUACCAGGCCACAGCUCAAAACAGACCAGACACUACAUACUGUGAAAGCACCUCAACCUUUAAAAGCUGGAGAGGUUCCCUGUGACUCCUGCUCAGCAAAACGUCCUGCAGUCAAAUCCUGCCUGAUGUGCAUGGCUUCCUACUGCACCACUCAUCUGGAAGCACAUUACCAGACUGAAGAGCUUAGGCGCCAUCUACUGGUCAGUGUGGUAAAAAACCUCGAGGAUUCUGUGUGCAAACUGCAUGGGAAGAAGUUGGAGAAGUUCUGCAGGAGUGACCGGGCGUGCAUUUGUGCUAUGUGUGCACAGACAGAGCAUUGGAGCCACAACAUCAUUUCUAUUAGCCGGGAAGCCUUUAAGAAGAAGGUUAUUGUAAAACGAAGGAGGAUGAAACUUCAGCAAGAGGUUCAAGAUAGAGUGAGUGAAGCUGAGAAAAUCAAACUCACUGUAGAUCUCAGUGGACAAAGUCCAAAAGAGGAAUGGCAAACAAAUAAAGAGCUCGAACAGCUGGAAGAUGAAAUCUUUGAGCUCCAGAGGAGAAAUGUUGAGCUAGAACAGCUCUUGAAGAUUGAAGAUGAUCUCUUAUUCUUACAGGUUUGCUUCCUGGUAAACUUAAAACCAACUGCAGCAUUAAACACAUGCACACAAAACACAACACUAAUUUCAGUGUUGUGUCUCUCUUGUCUCUGCAGAGAUCUCUCCAUGGUGCUUUGUGAUUCAAGAAACAUGCUGAUCAACAAAUCUUUAUUUAUGUGUUUGUUUGUUUGUUUUUUUAGUUAUAAAAUGAUUAUGUAAUCUCAGCUGGGUGGGUGUGUUAGCUUUCAAGGAAAAGUACGCUCUGAUUCAUGA
This is a messenger RNA of Haplochromis burtoni (Burton's mouthbrooder), 1849 nucleotides long. Its product is annotated as E3 ubiquitin-protein ligase TRIM47-like. The coding region runs from base 851 to 1795 and encodes 314 amino acids. The transcript has 3 exons. Gene Ontology annotation, molecular function: zinc ion binding. Lineage: Eukaryota; Metazoa; Chordata; Actinopteri; Cichliformes; Cichlidae. The record is from RefSeq and is a predicted model, not a curated record.